AUGCCGUCUGCUUCUAUCCAGGAACCUAAGCCUUCGAUCGAUUUCAAGUCAUAUAUUGAAGACGAGGACUUUCUCGUCGAAGGGAACGCAGAGCCCAGCAGCCGUUCCCAAGUCUUAAUCUUUCGUUUGGAAAACCUCAGCUGGUGGGUCAAGGUAACCCUUAGAGGCGAGGUCCUCCGUAUUACGGACGAGCAGACCGGAAAGAGAAAAACCUCAAAACGACAGAGACGCAAAGAGUACCAGGACUUCAUCAGGCUCAUAGAUUUCGGAUCUCUUCCGCUCUUCGAUGACACAGUCAGUGAAGUGAUAUUAGAAGAGUCAAACGAUCGAUCUGACCCGAUCGUGAAAAUACAUGGAACAGCGGAGUUCGCUAUUAGUCCAUUUGUAAACGUCUCUAGGAAACUGAAAUACACUGUCCGAGAAGAUCCUUCGAGAGUCAUCUAUCCUUUAUGCGAUGAAUUUCCUUCUCUACGCAAGUUCAAAAUUACCGAGUUAUUCAAAAAGACGGAGAUCACGGACGGCGUUUUCCACGUCAUCGAUUCAAAUGAUGAGACGCCAUACAUUCUCAAGGCUGUUAAUCGGCCUCUAUAUCAGCCUCAUGAUACGGAAGUUAUUCGAACCGAAUUAAAAAAUCUGGAAUACUUUCGAGGAGAACCGAACAUUGUUCAGCCGGCUGGUGUCGCAGUGAUCACGAAUCCUUAUGCGACAUCAAAUGCAACAGAGCAACCUUUGGUUAUAUUUGGCAUUCUACUGGUAUUCUACCCUGGUGGUUCUUUACAAAACUUAUUCAAUGAGAAUCGCGUGAGGGAACAUCCAUGGGGACGUUGGACUACGCAAAUCGCUACUGCAAUAAACUGCUUGCACGAGGCAGGGAAAACUCACAUGGAUAUCAAACCAUCGAACGUCGUUAUUGACGGGAACGGAAACGCAGUGCUUAUUGAUAUCAGCGGUGUUGGCGGAAUUACACAUGAAUGGCGCGCCCCAGAGAUUCGCGACGAUAUAUCACCUGGUAGUCUCUCGUUUGAGGUGCGCCAGCUGAAUGACACAUGGGCAUACGGAAAGCUUUUGUCGGAAAUAAUAUCGCAUGGAGGGGCCAGCCCCUUUUCGGAAACAUUGGAUCGCGUUGUUGCUUGUCUUACGAGGGAAGACACACUGGCACGCAUGACUCUUCCAGAAGCUAUCUCCCGCCUAAAGGCGUCUGGUAUUGAGAGAACGUGCAGUGUGUACAGCAAGUAUAUAUACAAUUAUGGCAACGGUGGAACCUGA
Molecule: messenger RNA, 1266 nt
Organism: Aspergillus viridinutans
Lineage: Eukaryota; Fungi; Ascomycota; Eurotiomycetes; Eurotiales; Aspergillaceae
Exons: 1
Coding region: 1-1266 (421 amino acids)
Biological process (GO): protein phosphorylation
Molecular function (GO): protein kinase activity; ATP binding
Source: RefSeq, a predicted model, not a curated record